UCAAACAUCACGUAUGAAAGCAUCCACUCUAUUCCCUCAUGCAUUCAAUGCCACCGGCUGUACCAUUUUGUCACCUACAAUUGCCGGUCAACUAUUCUCUCUCAUUUCUAUUUCCUUCUUUCUUUUGUUCCUUUCACACACACCCUUCUCUCUCUCUCUGAAACUGUUACUAUCAUCUCAAAGAGUGUGUUGUUGUCUACAAAUGAAGGAUUUGGAUUUGUGCAUUUGAGAUAUUCUAUUCAUCUAGGUGUAUAUGGAGAAGAAAGAGAUGGGUGUGAUGAGUGUGAAGAGUGAAGAAGAUGUUGUUGUUGGUGGUGAUUCUUCAUCUUUGUUAAACGGUUUUCAGUUUUCUAGCGUGUUUGAUUUCAGUGAUGCAGAAAAAAGCUCUUCUUUAGGGUUUAUGGAAUUACUGGGUGUGGAAAACUAUAGUUCUUUGCUUGAUGUGCCUCAACUAUCAACCAUGAGUCAUCAUCAAACUACAGUUAAAUCUUCAUCUGAUAAUAAUGGAAAAGAGUGUUCUGAGGUUUUGAAUCAACUGCCUCAAACUCCUAACUCUUGCUCGAUUUCAUCGGCUUCUAGUGAAGCAGUUAAUGAUGAACAACGCAGUAAGACUCUUGUUGACCAAGUCCAAGAAGAUGAAGAAGAAAAACUAAAAACCAGUAAACAGUUGAAGACUAAGAAGACAAAUCAAAAGAGACAGAGAGAACCAAGAUUCGCGUUCAUGACGAAAAGCGAGGUGGAUCAUCUGGAAGAUGGGUACAGAUGGAGAAAGUACGGUCAAAAAGCUGUCAAGAACAGCCCCUUUCCAAGGAGCUAUUAUCGCUGCACCACUGUUUCAUGUAAUGUGAAGAAACGUGUGGAGCGUUCUUAUACUGAUCCUACCAUUGUUGUCACAACUUAUGAAGGCCAGCACAUUCAUCCAAGUCCAGCUAUGUCCCGUUCCGCCUUUGCCGGAGUUCAGAUACCACCACCGACCGCUGUUUCAGGUGGGUUUCCUACUAACUUUGGUUCAGUUUUGCAAGGGAACUACUUAUCAUCACAGUAUCAGCAGCAGCAACAACACCAUCAGAAUCAUCAACAACUGGUUAAUACAUUGUCCUCUUUGAGUAACCCUUAUAAUUACAAUUCGUCUGCUUUUACUCAAGAGAGGAAGCUUUGUAAUCCAGGGACAACUACUUCCUUUCUUAGGGACCAUGGUCUUCUUCAAGAUGUUGUUCCUUCACAUAUGUUGAAAGAAGAGUAAAUAUAUGAUUUGAUAAAUAGCUUCAUUAUUACUUUCUAUAUGUUAGUAGUAUUUCUUUCUUUUUUAGUAUAUUUUCUUGCUGACUUUUUCUAUAAGACUUAGGUAACAACUAUGUAACUUUUCUUUCUGAUAUGACUGAUAGGUGGUGAGGGUGAUAUAGAGAAAUGAUAUUCUUACACUAAAUGUGACACCUACACCUCAAUAUUAUACUAUUUUGUGUAUUUAGAAUGUAUAAUAAUUAUUUUUUCAAUGUUUUGACAUAGACAAACAUAUAUCCAUGCUGUAUUUUCUAAGGUGUAAGUGUAUGGUGUAUGAUUCUUGGUGUAAGAAUAGCAAGCCUCGGGUGAUAUAUUACUAUAUAUUAGUGAUGAAUGAUAAUGAUCAUCUUGUAAAGACCACUUUAUCUUUAUUGCAUAUAGUCCACAUCAUGAUUAUUAUGAUCUAUAAAAUUUAGAUAAAUAUCAAAUAUUCAUGAAAAUACAUUACUAAUUUAAUGUAUUUCUAAUCAUAUAUGAUAUGUAAGUGUUUAAAAUCCCAAGAGGUUGACCCGUUCGAAUCCUGAGAGUAUGUUCCUCUGAAGGUCUUAAGUUCGAAUCUUGCUACAUGUUAACAAUUUCUGUGUUGGGCUAAAUCUUGGCUCUCAAAAAAAAAAUGUAAGUGUUGAAUCUGUGUUAGACACCGCCACCGGACACGAUUUCGGUAGGAAAUGUGGGUGCUAGCGUGUAACUUUACAUUGAUCUAGUGCAGGGACUACUUCCUCAGUCAUGUCUAUCAAUUGUUGUUGUUUCUGCUUCAAUAUUACUAUGUUUAGUAUAGAACAGAAAGAAAAAAGGAACAAAGUUAUGUCAUUGGUGGGUUGGGCUGUGCUGCAAAACUGAAUUCUAUCAUAUCUAUUUUAAAUGAUAUGAUUACGACUUCUCAUUUGUCUUAUAUUUUUGUUUCUUUUUGCUGAAGGAAUGUGCAUUGAUUUCACUGAUGUACAGUACAUCAUGCAGUGACCAUUGUUAGGUUAAUGUUUAUAAAACAAGAACAAUUGGUGUACAAGUUUGCUAACUAUGUUUUGUUCCUGUAAAACUAAUUAUAGUAAUUUUUUUUUUUUUUUCAAUUGUGGCUGUGAAAUUUUUUAUACCAAGAUGGAAGCAAGGUUAUAAAUAAGGAGAAUAAUUC
Messenger RNA from Vicia villosa (hairy vetch), 2410 nucleotides. RefSeq names its product WRKY transcription factor 23-like. Gene Ontology annotation, biological process: regulation of DNA-templated transcription. Lineage: Eukaryota; Viridiplantae; Streptophyta; Magnoliopsida; Fabales; Fabaceae. The record is from RefSeq and is a predicted model, not a curated record. The coding region runs from base 254 to 1243 and encodes 329 amino acids. Gene Ontology annotation, molecular function: sequence-specific DNA binding; DNA-binding transcription factor activity. The transcript has 3 exons.